AUGGGGAGGAUUUCCUUGAUGGGGAAGGGACACGGGAGCCCAAGCUCGAAGCGGCCGGCGGCGGCGGCGGAGCUGCGGAGAGGCCACUUCGCCGUCUACGUGGGGACGGAGGAGAAGCGCUUCCUCGUUCCUGUGUCUUACCUGAAGAGCCCCUCGUUCCAGGCGCUGCUCCACCAGGCCGAAGAGGUGUUCGGUUUGGACCAGCCCCCCGGCGGCCUCAGGCUCCCUUGCAGCGAACCCACCUUCCUCUCCGUCGUCUCUCAGCUCGGCGGCUCCUGA
Messenger RNA from Spirodela intermedia, 279 nucleotides. Lineage: Eukaryota; Viridiplantae; Streptophyta; Magnoliopsida; Alismatales; Araceae. The record is from the annotation of a GenBank genome assembly.